Colius striatus (speckled mousebird) is the source of this 1224-nucleotide messenger RNA. It is a transcript of the gene IP6K3, whose product is annotated as inositol hexakisphosphate kinase 3. Gene Ontology annotation, cellular component: cytoplasm; nucleus. Gene Ontology annotation, molecular function: inositol hexakisphosphate kinase activity. Lineage: Eukaryota; Metazoa; Chordata; Aves; Coliiformes; Coliidae. The record is from RefSeq and is a predicted model, not a curated record. The transcript has 5 exons. Gene Ontology annotation, biological process: inositol phosphate biosynthetic process; phosphatidylinositol phosphate biosynthetic process. The coding region runs from base 1 to 1224 and encodes 407 amino acids.
AUGGUGGGGCAGAGCCCACGGGAAGCUGGUGAGAGCAGGACCCCUGUGCUCCUGGAGCCCUUCCUCCAUCAGGUGGGAGGCCACAUGAGCAUGAUGAAGUACGAUGAGCACACGGUCUGCAAGCCCUUGGUGUCACAGGAGCUGAGCUUCUACGAGUCGCUGCCCUUGGCCAUGAGGCAGUUCACACCCCAGUACAAAGGCAUUGUUUCUGUGCACCUCAAAAAGGACAGCCUUGGCAACCUGACCCUGCUGGCCAGCCCCAGCCUGCAGCCAGAGAGCUGUGCCCGCCGCGAUGCCAUCGGCGACUCCUCGCUGACCAUCUGGCCCAAGUGCACAUGGGCUGUGGGUGCUGGGGCUGAGCACCCAUGCACCAAAUGGAGCCACACACAGCUCAGCAAGACCUUCAAAGACAGCUGCCCGGGGAAGGUGCUAUUGAGGACAGACCUUCAGUACCACACAGAUUCCCUUUUGGAAGAUGAGAAUGGAAACCAGCCAGAAAGAAACAGCUACAACCCCUGGGGACUGCACUGUCACCAGCAGCACCUGAACCGCAUGUCCUCCAAGCACAAUGAGAACAAGCUUCAUCAGUUUCUGUUGCUUGAGAAUGUGGUAUCAAAAUACAACUAUCCCUGCAUCCUGGACCUAAAGAUGGGAACUCGGCAGCACGGUGAUGAUGCCUCGGAGGAGAAGAAAGCCCGGCACAUCAAGAAGUGUGAACAAAGCACCUCAGCAGCUCUGGGUGUUCGCAUCUGUGGGAUGCAGGUUUACCAAGCAGACACUGGCCAUUUUCUCUGUAAAGAUAAGUAUUAUGGCAGGAAACUCACCCCAGAAGGCUUCAGACAAACCUUGCAGCAGUUCCUGUGCAACGGCAACCACCUCCGGACGGAUCUGCUGGAGCCCAUCAUCCUGAGGCUGAAAGCUCUGCUCUCUGUCAUCAGGAAGCAAAGCUCUUACAGGUUCUACUCCAGCUCCCUUCUCAUCAUUUAUGAUGGACAGGAGCACAAGGAGAAUGUGGCCCCCUUGGAUAACCACCUUCACUACCCAAAAGCAAAGUGCACCCCGACACAAGGCUCUCGAGUGGACGUGAGGAUGAUAGACUUUGCCCACACCACUUUUAAAGGCUCCAAAUGCAAUCACACCACUUAUGAUGGGCCAGACCAUGGCUAUAUUUUUGGCCUGGAGAAUCUGAUCAAAAUCCUUCAGAGCAUCUCAGAAGGCAAAUGA